Messenger RNA from Zophobas morio, 4015 nucleotides. It is a transcript of the gene Tango1, whose product is annotated as Transport and Golgi organization 1. Gene Ontology annotation, cellular component: endoplasmic reticulum membrane; endoplasmic reticulum exit site. Gene Ontology annotation, biological process: vesicle cargo loading; endoplasmic reticulum to Golgi vesicle-mediated transport; protein secretion. Lineage: Eukaryota; Metazoa; Arthropoda; Insecta; Coleoptera; Tenebrionidae. The coding region runs from base 176 to 3751 and encodes 1191 amino acids. The record is from RefSeq and is a predicted model, not a curated record. The transcript is spliced from 8 exons. Gene Ontology annotation, molecular function: protein binding.
CCGCUGACGUGCGAUUUAAAAUUUUAGCGAAAAAUAAACACAUCGUGGUCAUAAAUUUGCAUAACGAAUUGGUUUUUGAAGUGGAGUUAUAUGAUUGUGGACGGGCGCUAGAUGGCGCUUUGUAUUUUCGAAAGAGUGAUGUGGCUUCGCGAUCGACUUGUCAAAGUUUGACAAAAUGAAUAGGUUUAAGUUAUUAUAUUUUGUGAUAUUUAUAAUAAACUUAUGUAGAUUAAAUGCUCAAAUAUCCGAUAAGAGGUUAUGCGUGGAUGAAGAAUGUAAAGUCCCCAUAUCGCUUGCCAAAACUCUUCUGAGGUAUUCUAGUCCGGAUUCCAGGAUAUUGUCGUUUGGACCCAAUGUAGAUAUAACCAUUUAUAGUAAGUCAGCUGGGUCUCGAGAGGAUUUGUGGGGUGGCGAGAUCAACGGCAAACGGGGCUAUAUCCCCAAACAUAUGGUCAGAGAGGUCAAACUCCUGCAAAAACCCACGAUUUUAGUAGAUACCGAGUUCACUAAUGAUACGGACACAAAAGUGCCUUCACAAGUCGAGCCUGACAAGGUUCAGGAACCUUAUGAAGUUGUAGAUGGGACUACUAUUUAUUUGAAUCCGCAAGAGAUCAACCCAACGUCUACGGAAAGCCCGGUCCAAUCCACGGCCUUACCACCUGAGACAAAUAAAGUUGAAGCAGCAGAGGAGCAAACACAAGAGAACAAAAAUGAUCAAAACAAAGAUACCAAUAAAGAGGAAGAAGAAGAAGAGCUAAGUGUGGCUGAAGACACUGAAAUAAAUAUUGAUGAAGAAGAAGAGGAAGAUGAGGUGGAUGAAGAUGAAGAGGAAGAGGAUGUUGAUGAAGAGGGUGAAGAAGAGGAAGAUGUAGCAAGCGUUGAGGCAGAAAAUGCAGAGGAUAGUAGUAACAAUGUAGAGGAUUUAAGUGUGUCAAAAGAAACCCAAGAAGCUUCUGAUUCAACUGACGCAGAAGCAAAACCUGUAGAAACUAAUCCAGAAGCUGAGAUAAAAGAUGAUAAUAGUGAACAAAGUGAAGAAAUAAAGUCAGAAGCUUCAAACAAAGAAGGCGAAAGUGAAGAAGUUGUUACAAAUGAAGAAGUGCCAACCUCUGUAAAUAGUUCUGAAGUGCAAGAUGAACCAUCUGACAACAAAGAAGCUGAACCUUCUGAUGAACAACCAGAUGAAGGUGUUAGUGAAGCAACUGUUGCACCAGUUGAAGUCACUACUUUUAGUCCAGAAGUAGAAGUGCCUCAGCCUUUUGUGGACCAAUUCAUUGAGGUGACUCCAAACCCCCUAGAAGCAACUGAAGAACCCGCAGUCGUAACAGAAGCGGUUCCGACGCUUCCACCACUGGGACUGUUUGCGUCAUCAAGUAUCAAUCCCGACGGGUCUCAAGAAAAUACCCACAGUGAAGAAAGUGUGGUUGAGGAGCAACCACCAGAAGACAAUUCUACUGAAGUAGAACUAGAUGAUGUUAGUCAAUCUGAUCAAUCAAGUGAAAGCACACAAGCUCCAAUCAUAGAAGACACCACUAGCAAAGAAAGCGUUUUGUCUUCCAGUGAAAUUGGGAAUGAAGCAGACGAAGACGCUACAAAUUCCGGCUUUUUCGCUAGUGUGUCUUCUCUCUUUGGAACGUCUGAAGAUACACCCAAGCAAGAAUCUGAAGACACGCUUACCCCAGACUUUAUGGCGCCCCCAGAGAGUCAUAUCCCCGGCGACGAUCUUCUUUCUUCAGAUAGUAGAGAGUCAUUUUGUGAUGCGACGUCCUGUCUACACAGCGAAGAAAGCGAGGUUGCUGCAAUGGAUUUUUUCAGCUUCAAUUCGGACGUUUUCCUGUAUCUGGUAACGACUGCGAUAUCAGUUAUCAUUUUCCUUUUCGGCUACAUCGCGUUCGACAAGAAUAAAAGAGAGGGACCUUUAAUCGCAAAAAUUAACAAUUUAGAAAAACACAUGUUGGUGGUGUUGAAAGAGAACGAAAUUUUACAAGAAAAAGUAGCCUCUGAAAGCGGCUACGAAACCAACGAUCGCGUGUCAAACGAAGUCGUCGAAAAUUUAAAGCAAGAUUUAUUCGAAGUGACGAGUUUGAAGACCGCGCUGGAGGAACAAGUGCAAUCCCUUGAGAAAGAACUAGAGAAUUCGACCGAAGUCGGUAUGGAGUUGAACCGAAUGUUGUCCGAAAUCCUGAGUUCGGAAAGCGGAAGCGACGUCCUCAAAGCCAACGUUGAACAUUUACAGCGACAGCUGGUGGAACAGCAGUCCACGGUUAAUUCGGUGAACGAAACUUUGGCGGUCACGAACACGGAAAACCACGAACUUAGGUUAGAGUUGGAACUGAGCAACAAAAAGGUCCUUGACCUACAGGCCGAGCUAGACAAACUGGUGCUAAAUAUACUCAAGAUCGAGGAAGAAAAAGACUCGCAACAGUCGCUCCUAGAAAACGAAAUCGCGAAUCUGCGACAAAAGUACGAAGAAAUUAACGCUAAAUUGCGAUUCAAGGACGAAGAUCACAGCAGCGAAUUAAAACAACUGAACACUAAACUGGAGCAAAGCGAGCGCAAGUUGGAGUUGAAAAUAAAAGAGCAGGCGCAACUCACCGAUACUUUGAAACAACUGAAAACGAUUAAAAAGGACGAAAAAACGUUACAAAGUUUGCUGGAAGUAGGCGCGAUUAAAGCGGAGUUGCAGUUGUUGAAGGGCGAGAAUGAGCGAUUCGCGGAAAAAAUACACCAGGACGAAGCAGUGAAGGUCAAUUAUGAGAAACGUGAAAAAGCGACGGUCGAAGAAAUUCGACUAUUGAAAGAAAAGUACGACGAAGCAGACAAAUUGAGAGUCGAAACUCAAACCAAACUCGAAGUUUUGUCAAACUACUUCAAAGACAGAGAAGCCCAAUGGCAAAAAGAGAUAAGCAAACAUGAAGCACUGUGGGCGGAAAAAGAAGGCGAAGCCACGUCGACGACCGAACGAAUCAAAUUCAUGCAGGAGCAGCUCCAGAAUUACAAAGCCCAAACCGAGUCCUUGAAGCAAGAAAUCAUGUCGCAAGAAAUCGAACUCAAGAGUCAGAUCUCGGUUUUGGAGAAGAAGGCGCACGAGAAUUGGGUGAGCGCGCGACAGGCGGAGAGGAAGCUGGAGGAAGCGAAACAGGAGGCGGCGCAGCUGCGACAUCGUUUGACCCUACGCGAAAGAGCUAUCCAAGAAGACAAAAACCAACACAGGUUGCAAUCUCCAAUUGAGCAGAACGGCGACAUGCCGGUGUCACCGAUGGAGUCCCCGGCGUCCCCUCCCUUGCUCUACGGGACUCGAGAUCACAUCACUAAGUCUCCACCACUCCCAGGUCUUCCACCUUUCUUGCCUCCUCCUCCGGGAGUUCCGUUUAUGCCUCCGCCUAUGCAUGGCGUGCCUCCUUUCAUCCCCCCUCCACCUCCGAACAUGUUUCCAGGUGAUCAUAGGCCGCCCCCGUUGGGAAGAAUGUCUUCGCCGCCUUUAAAUUCGAGGUAUUCUCCAAGUUCGAGGGGCUACUCUCCCUACGAUAGAAAUAGUUCUUCUCCCUCGGACUCGGAGUAUGGUACGUCGCCCCCGCACCGUCGCGCCUACAGUCCUUUCAACAGCAGGUCAGACGACAGGAGAGACUAUAAAAGACCGCCGCCAGGUAGAAGCAACGGCAGGAAUUUAAUGAAAGGUGGGGGUAGCUCCGGCUCGGGGCACUCGAACGAAUCCUUAGAAAAAAUUAGUAGACAACAGUCAAAAGUGUAGCGAUUUACCUGCUGUUUUUAUUACCAAUAAUUUAAUAAUUUGUGUUUGUAACAUAUUUGCAGCGGUCCAAAUUUCUGUUGCGUCGGGUAAGUCGACAGUGAGGUAUAAAAUCGACUCCAUGCUUUGUAAUGUCGUGUAUUCUUUGUGGUGUAUUUCAAAUGUUCUGUUUUAUCAUAUAUUUUUUUAAAAAAAGUUCGUUUUUAAUAUUAUGCACAUAUGUAAAAAGUUGUAAAGAUACUGUUGUAUAAUAAAAUGUUUAUCGAA